Parasteatoda tepidariorum (common house spider) is the source of this 981-nucleotide messenger RNA. RefSeq names its product mpv17-like protein 2. Gene Ontology annotation, cellular component: membrane; cytoplasm; mitochondrion. Gene Ontology annotation, biological process: mitochondrial ribosome assembly. NCBI's taxonomy places the organism in Eukaryota, Metazoa, Arthropoda, Arachnida, Araneae, Theridiidae. The record is from RefSeq and is a predicted model, not a curated record.
GAGUCAGUUCAUUUUUUUAUAAAUCUCUUGAGAUAAAAUAAACAAAUGCUCUACACAGCCCUCAUCACCUCUUACUCUGAAACAAUUAUGUAAUUUAGAAAAACAUGAAAAUUGAAAUGAAAUAAUUAAACUAAUCAUUAAAAACGAGACAUGUUUAACAAGAUUGGCAAUCAGAAUUCAUAAGAACUACCAAUGGCUGCAAUAGUUAACAGUUUAGUAAGAAGAGCGUUGCGUAAAUCAGCAGUGAUCGGGAGCAAUUUGUUUGGGAAGCAUUUGCUAUUGACUAAUGCUACAUUUUCUAUGGCUAUGGGUGUAGCUGGAGAUCUUGUGCAACAACAUUAUGAAAUUUUAAGAGGAAAAGAAGAGGAAGUGAAACCUGUUAGAACUGUUCAUAUGGGUGCGGCAGGGUUAACUACUGGUGUUGUAUCACAUUACUGGUACAUUAUAAUAGAUAUAUUUAUACCAGGAUCUUCAUUUAGAACUGUAGUUAAGAAAGUAUUGUAUGAUCAGAUAUUAUUUUCUCCCAUUAAUUUAUUUGUUUACUUUGGAACAGUAGCAAUUUUAGAAAGAUCAUUAAAACAACUGAAGGAAGAACUUAUGGAAAAAGGAUUAAAAAUUUAUACUGCUGAAUGGAUAAUAUGGCCACCUGCACAGUUUGUUAAUUUUUAUUUAUUACCAUUACGGUAUCGUGUAUUUUUUGACAAUUUUAUUUCCUUUGGGUUUGAUAUUUAUUCUCCAUAUGUAAAAUAUAGAUGUAAGUUGAAAUCUGAAAUAGAAUCAAAUGAAAUAGAAAAAUAAAAUAUUAAAUUAUUUUCGACAAAACUUUUCUUAAAUCAAUUUUGGUUCUAAUGCGUCAGUUCACUAUUGAAACUGGUUACCAUUCUAAAAAAUGUGUCUUAACUUUUUGUUUGUAAUCUUGCAACAUUUUUGCUGAUUUUCAUCUCUGAUUAUGUAAGAUAAUUAAAACAGUUUCAUGGAUUA